AUGGCCAGUGACCAGUCGACAAAGCGGCCAGAAUCAAUUGGAAUUUUCCGCGAUGCUGGCCUGAAAGCAAAGCAUCCACUGGCAACCCGGCGUGUCAAGCGCGGCGAUCAGGCGGAAGGGGCGUUCCGGCAGCUGUACGAUGGAUGGAUGAAGAUAUCCGGUGGACGAGAAAAGCAGGCCGGGCAUACGUGGGGAGGUAUGCCGGUGAUGUCGGUGGUGUUGCUGAGGUAUGAGCCGACCCCGGUCGAGGGGCGUGGAUCUAUCGGGUUUCUUUUGUUCUUCUUCUUCCAAUUUAAUUCAUUAUUUAAUUUAUUCUUGGGCUGCUUUGGAGCACUCGUCCGGUCCGCGGGCCGGGGACCCUCGGAUAUGGGGGGUCAAGGCGUGGGGAUCCAUCCGUAUACUCCGGACGAGGCUGACAUGAUACGAGUCUCCGUCGGUCAUCCUCCUCGGAGGCUGACGAGAUUAAUCAGAAACAUCGCCUCAACUAAUUACUCCGUCUCCAAACGCGCCACCAUUUACGACCGGCGGUUUCAUCGCGCGUCCAACUGGGCUGUACAUCUCACCCCGCCCUGUUGUCCUCGCUACGUAGCUACAGUGCCGUGCAAGUAUCCGCGAUAUCCUCACCAAGCGCAGCGCGCGGACGAGUUUUGGGUUGUUGUGCAGGCGAGUACCCGUGACUUGACCGCUUCUGUGUUUGACAUCUGGAUGGAUGUCGACUUGCAUCCCCCCGCGGUCGCUAUGCACGUAUGUCUGUCUGUAUCCUUUCCCAAGUCACAACAUCCUGGCGAUGGUGGUGGUGGUCUGGCGGUCAGGCAGGCAAACACCCGGACGCCUCAACUGCUGCCGGGCAUUGUUGGCAGCGGUUCGUUCUCAAGGCAAACAGAAUGGAUGGCUUUCUUUUGA
Messenger RNA from Aspergillus sclerotioniger CBS 115572, 903 nucleotides. RefSeq lists its product as uncharacterized. The record is from RefSeq and is a predicted model, not a curated record. Bases 1 to 903 code for a protein of 300 amino acids. The transcript is spliced from 5 exons. Lineage: Eukaryota; Fungi; Ascomycota; Eurotiomycetes; Eurotiales; Aspergillaceae.